CAAAUAUAUUUUUAAAAUUAGGAGAAAUUCUUCCUCCUAAAUUAGAAUAUUUAAGUUUAAGUCUCAUGAUUAAUGCAAGAGAUUUUAAUACUUUUUUAUUCAAAACUCGAAAUAUUAUUAUUAAAAAAUUAUUAAUCGAAAAUUUGAUGAAAGAAGGUGAUUUAAUACCUUAUAUAAAGGAACAUGUUAUGAAAGAGAAAAGAGUAAAAUAUUUGGCUAUUGAUGAAAGUGUUACCGAAAAUGAUAUAAAGGAAUUUGAAUCUUAUAAUAUUAAAUUUGUGAAUUUUGAUGAUUUUUAUAUUCGAGCUUAUGAAUUUGUAAACGAAAUGUAUUAGUUUUUAUCAAUAGUUUAUUACAAGUUGUAAAAUGUGAUUUAUUUUUAUAA
Molecule: messenger RNA, 385 nt
Organism: Rhizophagus irregularis DAOM 181602=DAOM 197198
Lineage: Eukaryota; Fungi; Glomeromycota; Glomeromycetes; Glomerales; Glomeraceae
Source: RefSeq, a predicted model, not a curated record